Molecule: messenger RNA, 2222 nt
Organism: Ictalurus punctatus (channel catfish)
Lineage: Eukaryota; Metazoa; Chordata; Actinopteri; Siluriformes; Ictaluridae
Gene: gcnt4a
Product: glucosaminyl (N-acetyl) transferase 4a
Exons: 3
Coding region: 236-1534 (432 amino acids)
Cellular component (GO): membrane
Molecular function (GO): acetylglucosaminyltransferase activity
Source: RefSeq, a predicted model, not a curated record
CGCCCCCUCCCCCACACCCCACGCCUUCCCUUCUUCAAGUCCGUGUCUGGGAGAAAACCGCCUGCGGAUAUCACUUAUUCACAGUUAAGCGAAGGGGAAACAAGUAGAUCUCUCUCACUGACUCGAAUACCGUGAAGCCUGUGUAAAGCAGGACAGACUGGCACUGGCUUGUUAUUCCUCAGUUUGUUGAAGAUAUUUUUGAUGGAACACUACAGAAAAGAAGCGACACGCAAGAAUGAAACGGAGAUGUGCUGCUUUACAUAAACUAAGGUACAAACUCUACCUGCUCUUUGUGUCAUUGUCCAUUGUGUGUGUACUGAAGCUUGUCUACGUAAAGGUCUCAUUGAAAAAACGAUUCUACAUCGAGCCCUAUGGAAUUACAGUAAGAUCAUCCAAUUCUCAGUCUAACAAAGAUGCCAUUGACUGCACUGCCAUUUAUCAGCUGGAUCCAGUAGAAAUUGGCAAGUCUUUGGAGAUAAGGCGGAGAGACAUUGUGGAUUUGGAUGAUGAGAGUGUUGUGUCCUUUACUGAGGACUGUCCGAAAUACCUAUCUGCGAGAGGUUACAAUGACAUCUCCGUGACUGACGAGGAACGUGACUUUCCACUAGCCUACUCUUUAGUAGUGCAUAAGAACAUGCCCAUGAUAGAGAGGAUUAUCAGAGCCAUCUAUGCGCCACACAACGUAUAUUGCAUUCAUUAUGAUCAGAAGUCCUCCAAAUCCUUUAUCGCAGGGGUGAAAAACCUGGCCAAAUGUUUCCCAAACAUAUUCAUCGCCUCCAAACUGGAAUCAGUGCAGUAUGCACACAUCACAAGACUCAGUGCAGAUCUCAAUUGCCUGUCAGACCUAAUGGGGUCAGAGGUCAAAUGGAAGUAUGCUAUCAAUCUUUGUGGGCAAGACUUCCCACUCAGGUCCAACUAUGAGCUGGUGAAAGAACUGAAAAAGCUGAACGGUGCAAACAUGUUGGAGUCAAGCCGACCAAGUGAGCUAAAGAAACAACGAUUCAGCUUUCAGCAUGAACUGAAAGAUGUCCCAUAUGAGUACCAGAAGUUGCCUAUUAGAACUACAGUCACUAAAAGCCCCCCACCUCAUGGCAUUGAGAUGUUUAUUGGAAGUGCGUAUUUUGUCCUUUCACGUGACUUUGUCCAGUAUGUUCAGACUAAUCAGCUGGCAAAAGACUUCUUAGAGUGGUCAUCUGACACCUACUCUCCGGAUGAGCACUUUUGGGCCACACUGGUACGAGUGCCCGGUGUGCCAGGAGCGAUCCCGAGGGCAGAGCCUGAUGUGACUGAUCUGAAGAGUAAAACCCGGCUUGUAAAGUGGAACUAUUUGGAAGGGUCUUUGUACCCCCCAUGCACCGGAAUACAUAUGCGUAGUGUUUGCAUUUAUGGUGCUGCAGAACUCAGGUGGCUCUUGGACUAUGGCCACUGGUUUGCAAACAAGUUUGAUCCCAAAGUAGACCCUGUCCUCAUUCAGUGUCUUGAAAAAAAACUGGAAGAGGGUAAACGUCAACAUGGGUUGAGCACAGUCUCUUAAAAAGGGGUAAGGAUUGAAGACCUUUAUUAAUGGCCUGGUUUAUGGACAUAGAGCGACUUAUGCUAUUGUACUUGUUUCCGACUAAAAUUGUCUUGCACUUAUUAUAAAGCAAAAAAUAUGAAGUUUCGUGUAGGAUUGUCUUUCAUUUGCUGGUGAAAUGUUCAAUGCAAUACAGGUUCCAAAAUAUAUUCUCUGUGUAUAUAUAUAUAUAUAUAUAUAUAUAUAUAUAUAUAUAUAUAUAUAUAUAUAUAUAUAUAUAUAUAUAUAUAUAUAUAAUUUUUUCCUUUAACAGAUCAUCAAAACUUGUGACCUCAAAAGUCAUUUAAAGUGCCUUUCAGCUCCUGCUUAGAGCACAGCGUCUUUAUUGUUGCCUUACUAAAGAACUGUGAAAUGUCUUAUUAAAAAGCACAUUACUAGAAUACCCAAUAUUGUCCCAGUAUCAUACCCAAUUGCCUUUUUUUAUUUUAUUUUUUAAAGAUAAGCUUAAAUGAAAGUUUUCCUACUGUAUUAGCCUAUGUGUGUUUUAGAUACUGAUAUUGUCUCAUAACAGUCUGUACAUGUAUUUUACAGCAAGAGCUCACCUCUAACAGGAACCAAGGAAUCCCUGUUGACAAUCAUAAUUCACUCAAAGAACAAUUAGGUGGAAGAAAAUGUCUCUUGUUUUAAUAAAAUUGAAUUUAAAGAGAAA